Mauremys reevesii (Reeves's turtle) is the source of this 1480-nucleotide messenger RNA. RefSeq names its product asparaginase and isoaspartyl peptidase 1 (gene ASRGL1). The transcript has 8 exons. The record is from RefSeq and is a predicted model, not a curated record. Bases 332 to 1270 code for a protein of 312 amino acids. Gene Ontology annotation, molecular function: asparaginase activity. NCBI's taxonomy places the organism in Eukaryota, Metazoa, Chordata, Testudines, Geoemydidae.
CUCUUUUUACUAAGGGCAAACAUGCCUGAUAAUUGCUGCUCAAGCGGUCACCAGCCUUUUACACUAGAACCGUCUCAUGCGGAAGUAGGACUGAACAUUUGCAGAUCGGUGGCUCCUGUUCCUGUGUCCCCCCGUUAAGAUUUUCUACUCAUUAGUGAAGCCUGCAAGAACAACCAUUUUAAAGCCAGACUCUCUUCGAACUAUGGGACUCUCCCGGACAAAGAGGAAAGUAUUGUUUGUUUAAUAAUACAAAUGCUGCCCUACAUAAAUACCUCGGCUUGAAAGUCUAAUACCUUAGUAUCUUUCAGAACUAUAAUCAAGAUUUGGCAGCAUGAAGCCUGUUAUUGUGGUUCAUGGUGGAGCUGGCCGCAUCUUUAAAGAUCGGGAAGAAGGAGCUCGUUCAGGUGUUACCAGAGCAGCACUGAAAGGUUACAGUAUCCUUAAACAAGGAGGCAAUGCAUUAGAUGCAGUUGAAGAAGCAGUGAUAUCAAUGGAAGAUGAUCCACAUUUUAAUGCAGGCUGUGGAUCUGUUUUAAAUGAGAAGGGUGAAGUAGAAAUGGAUGCCAUUAUCAUGGAUGGAAAAAAUCUAGCCUCAGGAGCAGUAUCUGCAGUUAAAUGUAUAGCUAACCCAAUAAAGCUUGCUCGUCUUGUCAUGGAAAAGACAGAGCACAUGUUGCUGACUGACCAUGGGGCAAACCUUUUUGCCAAAGCCAUGGGUGUUCCUGAGAUUCCAGGGGAGAAACUUAUAACAGAAAGAUCCAGAGAGAGAUGGAGCAAGAACCUUGAGCCAGAUUCUAACCCUCAGGAGUUUAAAAAAGACCCUGGAACAGUUGGUGCCGUUGCUAUAGACAAUGAAGGAAACGUAGCUUGUGCAACAUCCACUGGGGGACUCACUAAUAAACUGGUUGGCCGAGUCGGUGAUUCAGCGUGCAUAGGAAGUGGAGGCUAUGCUGAUAACCAUGUUGGUGCCAUCUCUACCACAGGACAUGGAGAAAGCAUGAUGAAAGUAGUCCUAGCCCGACUUAUUCUCUAUCACAUGGAACAAGGAAUGUCACCGGUGGAGGCUGCUGACACUGCAUUGAAUUAUAUGAAAACAAGAGUGGGUGGAUUAGGAGGUGUCAUAGUUGUCAGCAAUUCAGGGGAUUGGGCAGCAAGGUUCUCCACCAAGCAGAUGUCUUGGGCUACAGUGAAGGAUGACCAGUUGCAGUAUGGCAUUUACACAGGGGAGAUACAUACGAGCUCUGUUGCAGAAGCACUUGAAUCCAAGUAAUUCUGAGGAUGAAGAAAAGUGGAUAGUACAGCAGGAGAAAGAUCUCAGUCUUCAUGGGGAGCAGUGAAAAUUGAUGUUUUCUUUCUGAAAAGAUUUACCUUCUAUUAAAUAUUCCCAGAAUCAGGGCCGGCUCUAGACCCAAGCGCGCCAAGCGCAUGCUUGGGGCGGCAUGCCACCGGGAGGGCGGCAGGCAGCUGCGGUGGACCUCCU